Molecule: messenger RNA, 573 nt
Organism: Striga asiatica
Lineage: Eukaryota; Viridiplantae; Streptophyta; Magnoliopsida; Lamiales; Orobanchaceae
Source: the annotation of a GenBank genome assembly
AUGGGGAAAAAUACCCUUACAAAAUUUUCAUUCUCCUUCAUCCUCUUCAUCUCCAUCCUCACCGCCGAAUCAAACAACGUCUUGGCAGCCCACGCCAAACACCAAUAUGGAAAUGAGAAGCUAAGCAAUUUUACGGUAUACUGGCACGACAUACUCAGCGGUCACGAUCCCACAUCGGUAUCCAUCGUCUCUCCCCCACCCUAUCCUAAUAAAAACAACUCCAUUUUCGGGUGGGUCCAAAUGAUCGACAACAAACUGACCCUGGACGGCGACCCGAAAUCCAAAAGCAUCGGUCGGGCCCAAGGGUUUUACGCAGUGGCCUCACUCGAUCCAAAGGACUUAGCCCUGUUAAUGACGAUGAACUUCUAUUUCACCGACGGAAAAUACAAGGGCAGCACGCUGGAGAUACUCGGGAGGAACGCCUUUAUGAAUAAAGUGAGGGAGAUGCCUAUUGUCGGAGGGUCGGGAUUUUUCCGGUUCGCUAGAGGCUACGCUCUCCUCUCUACGAAAAUGUUCAAUCAGUCAACUGGGGACGCUAUAGUUAAGUAUGAUCUGUAUGUGAUGCAUUAUUGA